CCUCCUGUGAAAUGUUGGAGUGUGGAUUCACUGAUGCGUGCUGUAGUAAAUAUAAACACUAUCACCGCGUGCUCUUAUGUUAAGUGAAAGCGCGGUAGCCUCAUGACGACCCCAGAGAGACAGAGACUGAGGGAGGAUAGAACGAGGGCAAAAAACUGGAAAAGAUGGGGGCCCUACCUUUCGGAGCGCCAGUGGGGGACGGUGAGAGAGGAUUAUUCUGAAGAUGGAAAUUGCUGGAAUUACUUCCCACAUGACCAUGCGCGGUCCCGGGCCUAUCGGUGGGGAGAGGACGGCCUUCUGGGAAUCUGUGACAGGCAGGGGCGACUUUGUAUGGGCCUGGCGCUCUGGAACACCAAGGACCCCUUCCUAAAGGAGAGGUUUUUUGGACUCACUGGACACCAGGGGAACCAUGGGGAGGAUGUCAAGGAAUUGUACUAUUACUUGGACAGUACUCCCACCCACUCCUACAUGAAGGCCCUCUAUAAAUAUCCCCAGGAGGAAUACCCCUACAGCAAACUGGAACACGAAAACAAAGUACGGGGCUUCCUGAUGCCAGAAUAUGAAAUUCUGGACACAGGUGUAUUUGAUCAGGGUUAUUUUGAUGUAAUGGCUGAGUAUUGUAAACACAGUCCUAAUGAUGUCCUAGGGAAGUAUACCAUCUCCAACAGAGGCACGGAACGAGCCACGGUUCACGUGCUCCCCAUGCUGUGGUUCAGAAAUGUCUGGUCAUGGGGCAAAGACGCCUAUUGUUGUGUGACUCCAAAGCCCCAUCUCAGUCAAGUGUCCAACACCAAGGUGAAAUGUGACCAUCCUACGCUAGGGGAGGAUCAAGGUCAUCACAUAGACCCUACAGUGGACCAAGCCUCACCCCCAGCUGCUUACUGUGGGCCAUUUUUCUGGGAGGUAGAUGUGGAUCAAAACAACAAAGAACCUGAACUCUUGUUUACAGAAAAUGACACAAAUUUCAAACGUUUGUUUAAUAUGGAAAGCAAAGGAUAUGCUAAGGAUGCAUUCCAUGACUAUGUCAUCAAAGGACAGAAAUCAGCUGUAAACCCAUCACAUUGUGGAACAAAAUGUGCUGCUCACUAUGUCCUGACCCUUGACCCUAGGGAAGAUUUCACCAUCAGAGUGAGGCUGUACUAUGAACUGGAGGCUCCCAAGCAUGGAAUCUUUGGACCAGAUUUUGAUGACACCUUCCAGGAUAGACAGAGGGAGGCAGACAUCUUUUAUGAAGAGAAAAUUCCAAUGAAGGACAAACAACAAAGACAGGUAUCCCGUCAGGCCUAUGCUGGGCUGCUAUGGAGUAAACAGUUCUAUUACUACGUCAUUGAGGAAUGGCUAAAGGGAGAUAAGAACCAACCCAAACCCCCUGCCUCCAGGCUCAGGGGACGUAACUUUGAAUGGAUGCACCUCUUUAAUAUGGAUGUCAUCUCAGUCCCAGACAAAUGGGAAUAUCCCUGGUAUGCUUCCUGGGACUUGGCCUUCCAUAUGAUUCCAAUGGCAGACAUUGAUGUACAGUUUGCUAAGGAUCAGCUACAACUUUUUCUCAGGGAAUGGUACAUGCAUCCAAAUGGGCAGAUACCAGCAUAUGAAUUUAGUUUUCAAGAUGUAAAUCCACCAGUUCAUGCCUAUGCAGUUUUAAGAGUAUACAAAGCCUCAGGUCCAAAGAACAAGCGAGACCUUGGCUUUCUGGCAAGAUGCUUUCACAAACUCAUCAUGAAUUUUACAUGGUGGAUUAACAGAAAGGAUUUGGAGGGACGGAACAUUUUUACUGGAGGAUUUCUUGGGCUAGAUAACAUUGGAAUUUUUGACCGUUCUAAACCAUUGCCAACAGGUGGCUACCUGGUUCAGGCGGAUGCCACGGCGUGGAUGGCGUUCUUCUGUUCCAUCAUGCUGGAGAUCUCCCUCACACUCGCCAGGAGGGACUGU
Messenger RNA from Saccostrea cuccullata (small rock oyster), 1929 nucleotides. RefSeq lists its product as uncharacterized. The record is from RefSeq and is a predicted model, not a curated record. NCBI's taxonomy places the organism in Eukaryota, Metazoa, Mollusca, Bivalvia, Ostreida, Ostreidae. The annotation marks the transcript as partial. The transcript is spliced from 13 exons. Gene Ontology annotation, molecular function: Glc3Man9GlcNAc2 oligosaccharide glucosidase activity. Gene Ontology annotation, biological process: protein N-linked glycosylation; oligosaccharide metabolic process.